AAUGCAAGGUGUUGUGUUUCAGUAUUCAGUCCAAGAGACCAGCCCAAACCAAACCGAACGAAGCCCGUCGUAACCGCAACGCGGCAGCUUCCAUUUUGUUGUUGUUGGUGCGGAAGACAACGAGGUUCUUCUUCACUUAUAUGAAUUGAUCCGAUCAGAAUAUCCGAUUCUUAAAAAAAUUUGUAGUGAACUUGGGUGGAUUGUUUCUGGAUCUGUUUCUCGUUUUUGUAAGAUUAUAAAACAAAAUUGAUUUGAAAUUGACAAUCAGAAUAAGCGCGAUGGUUUGGAAGAUAUUUGUAGUGGUGGUGGGUUUGGUUGCAGCAGCUCAGAUUUCAUUGGCAUCCUCGGUACCUGCUUUUCUAUGGUCUCCCGGGUUCUCUAAUAUUGAAGUGAAGGAAUCUGUAAAUUAUCAGAUCAUUUCCCCCAAGGAUCUAGCCAACUCUGUCCUCUCUCAAGGACGCUGGUCUGAUUUACUGUGCUCCGGAAGGAAACAUGAGCACUCUGUUGAUCUGGCAAUUGUUUUUGUUGGUAGAGAGUUGCACUCUUCUGACGUGGCUCGAAACAAACAUGUAGAUCCUGCUCUUGUGAACUUGCUUAAGGUCUCUUUUACCAGGUCCAAUUUUUCAAUGGCAUUUCCAUAUGUUGCUGCCUCUGGGGAGGAAACAAUGGAGAAUUUGUUGUUUUCAGGUUUUAUGGAAGCUUGUGGGCAUGGUUUGGGAGUCAGUAAUGUUGCAUUUACAGAAUCGUGCUCUAUAGAGGGUGGAGAUUUCCAGAAACUUGCAAACUUGCAUUCAGUCCAAGAACAUCUAGUUUCAAGAAUGGAAAAGAGAAGAAAGGGGGAGACUGAUUUGGUUGUCCUAUGCCGUGGAGGUUCUCAUUCUUUGAAAGAGCUUGGCCAAAAACGCCCUGAGAGUGAGAUAAUAUCUGAAGUUAUCAGUUCUGUGGAUCAGUCUGGGACAAAAUAUGCAGCUCUUUAUGUUUCCGAUCCUUUUGAGUCCAUUCAUUAUCCUGCUUAUAGAGAGCUUGAAAGGUUUCUUGCUGAAGGUACUGCAGGAAAUGAAGGAAAUGAUUCAGCCCAUUCCACAGGCUGUGAUGAGGUUUGCAAGAUAAAAUCAUCACUCCUGGAGGGAGUUUUUGUUGGAAUUGUGUUGCUUUUAAUUUUAAUAUCGGGUCUUUGCUGUAUGAUGGGCAUUGACACUCCAACAAGAUUUGAGGCACCCCAAGACAAUUGAUCGGCUGUUUGUGCAAUUUGGCAUCUUUAUGUUGUAUUGAGGCUUCUGUCCUAGGCGCAGGUGGAAGGUAUUAGUUGUUAAUAGUUGCAAUGGGCAGGGAUGUUACACUGUAAUAUUUGUUAACUCUUAAGUUCAUUUUAUUAUGUUGGUAAUAAGGAAGAUACUUUUUUUUUUGAAUGUUAGUUUUGAUUUGCUUAUUUCUCUGGUUUGUUUAUGAAUUAGAGAUCUUGCUUUGAGUAGGAUUUUGUUGGGUGGCUUUCACUUCACAGGCCUUGUUGACAAAGUAAUUAAUGUCAUUGUAAAGAAUAAAUUUCUGGAAGAGAUGGUUAUAACCAUUUGUCUGUCAA
Molecule: messenger RNA, 1579 nt
Organism: Theobroma umbraticum
Lineage: Eukaryota; Viridiplantae; Streptophyta; Magnoliopsida; Malvales; Malvaceae
Product: 2-C-methyl-D-erythritol 4-phosphate cytidylyltransferase
Source: RefSeq, a predicted model, not a curated record